Didymodactylos carnosus is the source of this 1443-nucleotide messenger RNA. The record is from the annotation of a GenBank genome assembly. NCBI's taxonomy places the organism in Eukaryota, Metazoa, Rotifera, Eurotatoria, Philodinida, Philodinidae.
AUGAAUUGGAAUAAAAGUUCAACUUUAUUCGUGGAUAUUACGUCAAGUACCAAUUUUUAUACGACGACAAGUAAUAAUUAUCAUAGUACUGUUAAAAUAUCAUUUGGCGAACAGUUAAAAAAUGCAAGUAAAUUAUUUCGAUUUUAUGCUAGUGUAUUUCUAAUUAUUAUCGGUAUGAUUGGAAGUAUUCUAUCUAUUAAAGUUUUUUCAUCCACAAAAAUUCGUCGUAACUCAUCAAAUGAAUAUUUAAUAACAAUGAGUUUUGUAGUGGCUCUAUUAUUAUUUAAUUUUUUCUGUGAUGAAAUAUUAAGAUCAAUUGUAAAUGAUUUUGGCGUUGAUUUACCAUUAAAUCUUGUUGAUUUAAGCAAAUUAUUAUGUAAAUCGUCGACCUAUUUACGGCAUGCUCUAAGGUUUGCUGCACAUUGGAUUGUUGUUGCAUUUACACUAGAACGUUUGAUCGUCGUUCAUUUCCCAUUACACACAUCUAUAUUAUGUACGCCUCGUUGUGCUAAACGUGUUUGUCUACUUAUUUUAAUUACGUCUUUUCUAUUACCAUUCUAUUCGUUCAUUAUGUCGGAUGUAAUUCCUGGCGAACAAAAUCAUCAAAAUUCAGAAUGUGAUAUCAUGAAAAAAUAUAAUCUAAUUUAUUUUUAUUUGACAAUUAUUUACGGUAAUUUAACAUUAACAUUUCCAAUAUUGAUCGUAUGUAUCGUCAAUAUUCUAAUUGUUCGACAAUUGUUAAAAGCAGCAAAUAUACGAAAACAAAAUAAAAGAUUACAAUAUGAAGAACCACAAUUAACUAGUAAUACACCAACAGCACUCGCUCGAACUAGUAAAUUGGAUAAAAGUAGUGUGGCAAAAAAUGAAUAUUAUCAAAGUAUUGUCAAAAAUCAAUUGGAAAACGAUAAAGUGACAUGGAUGCUCGUCGUUAUAUCAAUUACAUUUGCAAUAUUAAAUUUUCCCUAUUUUAUUCUAUGGUGUUAUAUUUGUGUCAUACGGGUUAGUGGUAAAAUUCCCACACCGUUUAUUGAAUCAGCUAAAUUGGUAUCCGAAGUACUCUAUCUACUCAAUUAUAGUUUAUAUUUUUUUCUCUAUGUUAUUUCUCGACGAAGUUUUCGAAAAGUAUUAGUGGAAAAAAUGCGCUGUCGUUGCGAUUGUUUUGAACAAUGGAGAUUGUAUGAGAUGAGAUCGGAUGCUCAUCAUCAUAAAACACAAAAGAAAAAUUCAAUAUCUCAACAACAGCAUUAUCAACAGCAAUUUAGUGAUACAAACACAACACAUCUCAUAUCGUCAAAUAAUAACUAUCAGCAUUAUCAUCAAUUACUAGCUAGGCGAAGUAACGAAGGUAAUGAAGAAAAAGCAACAAUGAUGUUGCUAGCUGAACGUGACCCAAAUAUGGAUAAAAUUGGGAGUAAUAACUAUAGCUUAGGAAAUAUUGUUUGA